Molecule: messenger RNA, 3387 nt
Organism: Eurytemora carolleeae
Lineage: Eukaryota; Metazoa; Arthropoda; Copepoda; Calanoida; Temoridae
Product: trichohyalin
Exons: 24
Coding region: 39-3011 (990 amino acids)
Source: RefSeq, a predicted model, not a curated record
GGGAACACGGGAUAUUUGUGUUUCAACAACAAACAAAGAUGCGCCAUUUUAAGGUUUUGAGUUUGUAUAUUCUUCUAUUCUCUGGUUUUCCUAGAACUUCAGGACGGUGGAAGCGGGAUACACAAGUUAACCCUGGAGGAUUUGAACCUAUUCCUAUAGAGCAGGUUCAAGAACACUUCCAAGAGCAGAGAACUGAAGAUGGAUCGUUGAAGCAAGCCAAUGGAAAACUUUUCUCAGAUGAAAUACGUCUUCGCUCUCCUUCUCUUUUCCCAGAUGAAAUUAACACUAAAACAUCACCUGAAGACGAACAACUGGUUACAGCUGUAGCUCAAGCAAGAAACCGAUUUCAGAGCGCAAGGGCCGAUCAGCUGACGAAUCCUUUUAUCCAAUCACAGUUCCCGGCAACAGAUUUUGGCGGGUUUUCCAAACCCCCUGCACUCGAAUUUGAGCCAGAAUUUCCAUCUUCCCAGGGCUCUCCUGAAACUCCAAGACAGUUCAGAUUUCCAAAUCCAGAGGAAGAACAGUCCAAUAGAGCCUCGCUGCCAGUGAUGCCAUUUCCAGAGGAAUCUCUCCGGCUCUCAACACUUGCUCCAAGACUGUUUUCUGAUCAAUCCCCUGUAGCUGCUCCGGAACCGGUUCAAGGCAAUCUCUUUCUUCAAAACAAAGAUCAGACGAAUAGUAAUCAAGAGUCUGAAUUUCUCAGAUUUCAACAAGAGCAAUCUUUUCAACAAGAAGCUCUCCAGCCAAAUCAACAAGAGUCUCUUCCACAAGAGGAGCAGUUAAGACAACAAGUGCAGUUUUUCGAGGAAUCUAAAACUGAAGAACGUCCUGUUCUGGGUAUAUUUGAUCAGCUUAGGCUUCAGUUAGAAUCAAGACUCAGUGCUGAAGGAGAACAAGGAUUGCUGUUAACUACUCCUCUACCUAACAUUGAUCCUACCUUCUUCAACACCAGGGUUCAGAGUACAGCUGAAGUACCAAAUAUCAUUCAGAAUCCUAGUCUUCCAGGAGGUGGAGGAAGAGGGUUAUUUGACAAUAUUGUAAACAAGAUAAACCAGGGCCAUAGAGAGAAUGCUCGGAGAAAGCAGCAAGGACUUCCUGAGCAAGAGACAUUGAGUGACUCCCAACAAAUUCAGGGGCUACUGGGGAAUCCACAACCGUUCCAGCAGCAGCCAGUGACUCCAUCACCGUUUCAGCAGCAACCAAUGACUCCACAACCAUUCCAGCAGCAACCAGUGACUCCAUCACCGUUCCAGGAGCAACCAGUUACUCCACAACAGUUCCAGCAGCAGCCAGUGACUCCAUCAUCGUUCCAGCAGCAACCAGUGGCUCCACAACAGUUCCAGCAGCAACCGGUGACUCUACAACCAUUCCAGCAGCAACCAGUGACUCCACAACAGUUCCAGCAGCAACCGGUGACUCCACAACCAUUCCUGCAGCAGCCAGUGACUCAAUCACCGUUUCAGCCACAGCCAGCAACCCCGCAACUGUUCCAGCAGCAACCGGUGACUUCACAAAACACAAUAUCUUCAGACUUCCUUAAAAUUUCUCCAGAAGUCCCUGAAAGGCCUCAAGAACGGCUCAGAGAUUUCUUGUUGGAACGACAAAGGGCUCAGGAGCAAGAUAUACUAAGGGCAGAACAAGAGGCGGCCAUUGUUGAACAGAAACAGGAAGAUGAGAGAAGAAAGAAAGAAGAAGAAGAGAGAAGACUGAUCUUAGAAGAAGAAAAGAAAAAGGAAGAUAAGGAAAAUAAAAGAAUUCUGGAAGAACAGGAAAAAAAGAAGGAAGAAGAAAAAUUGACAAAAUUGAAAAAUCUAGAGGAAGAAAGGAGGAGAAGUGAUGAACUUUUAAAGAAACGAAUUCAGGAGGAGCAGGAUAGAAGAUUGGCGAGAGAAGAAGAAGAAAGAAGAAUAAUGGAAGAAAGAGAAAGACAGAUUCUUUUAGAACAGGCAGCAGUAGAAGAAAAUAGAAAGCGAGAAGAAGAAGAAAGAAGAUUAAGGGAAGGAGAACAAGCAGCAGUUGAAGAAGAAAAGAGAAAGAACGAAGAGGUGGAAAAAGCAAAGAAAGAAGAGGAUAUAAGAGUUGAAGAGGAAAAAACUGAGGGUUUAGAUAAUCCUGAAAUAUUGGCUGAUUCACCACAGGUCGUAUUUAGACAAGCAGCUCAAGCUAUUAGUUUGAAAAAAGAGCGCGGAGAAGAAAAAUCUAGCCCAGCAGUGUGGGCAGCAGUCAAAUCUCUUUCAGAAUUUCUUGAUGCCCAGUCUACGUUUGAAACUGUUCCUAGGCCAGUAGUAAUGGCGAUUAUACAGUUAACUAGAUUCUUGGAGAAGGAGACACCUCAGGAAGAAGAAAAGGUUUCCAGCGAUAUCACGUCAACACGUAGUCCUCAAAUCAAAUCUGGGCACAGAAUUAGCCAUAGAUUCAGACAGAGCAUUAGAGGAAAUCUACCGAGAAACAGAAGUUCAUCAACAAAUACAGUUAUUAGAGUAGCUCCAGAAACAGCUUCUUCCGAUGAAACAGCAGCAAAAUCAGAUACAGCUGCUGCUAGCAAUGGAGCAGAACCUAAAAAGCUCUCUGAUUUAUUUAAAAAUACCAGACGGCAAAGGCCUCGGUUUCGAGGCCAGGGAGAGCAAAAUAGAUCAUCUGGAAGAUCUGAAAAGAAACUUCAAGAAAUCCAAAAUAUACAAAAUAUCCAAGAUGGACAAGAUGGACAAGAUGGACAAGAUAAACAAGAUGGACAAGAUGGACAAGAUUUAAAAGAUAUCCAUGAGAAACUAAAGUUGCAGACCAGCAUAUUUAAUAAAGAGCUUAUGAACAGAGGCAGCUUAAGAUUCGAUGAUCAGUUUGAUGAGACUGAGCUUGGGAUUGGAAUUAAAGGAACUGUUGGACUUAUAGGACAUCAACCAGAACUAGAACCCCAGCAGGAUAUUCAACCUCCAGAUCAAUUACUUGAUGAAGAGAACGUUGAAGAACUGAACAUAAUUUCAAGCUUCACAUUCAGAACACUUCCGGUCUAAAAAUAAUGUCUAAAUCAAUUGAUCAAGUCAAAUAAUCGAUCAUGAGUGAAUAUUGAUACAGCUACAAAAUCGAUCAUGGGUUCAGUGAAUAUUGAUACAGCUACAAAAUCGAUCAUGGGUUCAGUGAAUAUUGAUACAGUUACAAAAUCGAUCAUGGGUUCAGUGAAAAUUGAUACAGCUACAAAAUCGAUCAUGGGUUCAGUGAAUAUUGAUACAGUUACAAAAUCGAUCAUGGGUUCAGUGAAUAUUGAUACAGCUACAAAAUCGAUCAUGGGUUCAGUGAAUAUUGAUACAGCUACAAAAUCGAUCAUGGGUUCAGUGAAUAUUGAUACAGCUACAAAAUCGAUCAUGGGUUCAGUGAAUAUUGAUACAGCUA